AUGGUCAUUGGCCACUUGUUGACCAUGCCGUUGGUCGUCAUCAAUAUGGGAGGUGAAAUGAUAUAUAUUCUGAAUCAGCGUCUGGAGGCUCAGAACAUCUCUUCAGCUAAGAAGCACCGGGUCUUGAAUGAUGUGAUACGAUCUAUGUUCGAGAAAUCCUUCAUAAAGGAGAUGUUCGUCCCUCAGCAGAUGUAUUCGAUGCGAUCACUGCGACAACUACUGGAACGGCUAGUGCACAGUUCUAUAAUGAGGUUGAACACACUAAGCAUGGAUAAGCUCUUCGACUUAGUGUCUAUGGGAUUAAAACUGCAAGUCAUAAUUU
Messenger RNA from Perkinsus marinus ATCC 50983, 322 nucleotides. RefSeq lists its product as hypothetical. The annotation marks the transcript as partial. The transcript is spliced from 4 exons. Gene Ontology annotation, biological process: transport. Gene Ontology annotation, cellular component: cytoplasm; plasma membrane. NCBI's taxonomy places the organism in Eukaryota, Perkinsozoa, Perkinsida, Perkinsidae. The record is from RefSeq and is a predicted model, not a curated record.